GUGCUGUUUGUGAUAAUAAGAUAAUUAGAUGGUUUGUUAAUUUUGUGAAAACUAUAAUACCAUUAAUACUAGUUAAGUUAGUACGUAACUGGCUGCAAAUGCAAUAAUAAUAUAAUAGUGACCCUCCUUGCUGGCUUCCCAUCAUCCCAUUCCCACCACUCCCACCACUAAAAACUAAACACUAAACACCUCUUCUUCUCUUUAUCUUCCACCUUCCACCACACAAAAUAUAUUCGUCCGGAUCUUUCUCUCCCUAGGCCCUCUCCCUUUCUCUCUCUCUCUCUCUCUCUCUCGUCUUUCGACUGUCUCUGGCUCUAUCCCUUAUCAUCACAACUAUCACCACCUUGCCCUGGCCAUGGAAAAUUUCAUCAUCACAAAUCAAGGUCGUUUAACAACAAGAUUAACAGUAGCCCUCUGCCUCAUCAUCCAACUGAUCAUUUGCGAUCAAGGUCGGUCUUAUAACAGUAGUAGGGUUGAUGGAGGAGGAGGAGGAGAAGGAUUAAUACCAGUGGAAGUGGCGGAAUAUCGGGUGCUAACGGAAUUGGUGGAAGGAAAGAGUGGAGAGGAGGGAAGGAGUAGGAGGAGACAACUGGCACCAUUCCAGCUAUGCUUAUUAUGCAAGUGCUGCACGGCGUCGGCGGGUGGGGGGGAUCCCAGCACCUGUCUCAGCAUGCCUUGUUGUUUUGGAAUCGAUUGCCAGCUCCCAGACAAACCAUAUGGGGUAUGUGCUUUUGUACCCAAGACAUGCAAUUGUACCUCUUGUGCUACAUCAUGACCCACCGUCACCCUUCAUUCCUCAUCUCUGACUCUCAGCUGUUCCCCCUCGUCCCCCCUUCAUUUCUUCCCCACCCAUUCACCAAAUGCAAACCUCAUCCUUUCCUCACAACCCCCAUUUAUUUGCACCACUACUUAAUUUUGCCUCAAGCUAAGAUCGAUCGAUAUGCCAUGAGCCCAUGAGCCCAUCGCCAUGAGUUGAAAGAUGAAUGAUGCGUCUUUUGAUUUGUUAUAUAUUUGUAUGCUAGGCAGCUAUACUGUAUUUGAGUAAAAUGAGAUUUGAUUGGAAGAUCCUUGGUUCUGCUCUACAUCUGCUUGCUGUAUAAUAGUGGUCUACUACACAUAGCUUAUUGGAUUCCCCGCUGUCUUACA
Messenger RNA from Nelumbo nucifera (sacred lotus), 1146 nucleotides. RefSeq lists its product as uncharacterized. Lineage: Eukaryota; Viridiplantae; Streptophyta; Magnoliopsida; Proteales; Nelumbonaceae. The record is from RefSeq and is a predicted model, not a curated record.